Messenger RNA from Owenia fusiformis, 5161 nucleotides. The record is from the annotation of a GenBank genome assembly. NCBI's taxonomy places the organism in Eukaryota, Metazoa, Annelida, Polychaeta, Sabellida, Oweniidae.
AAACAAUAUUUCAAAUACUGUAAAAUAUUUUCGUGUGGUGGGUUUAGAAAAAGUUGUGCUUUUUGGUAUUAUUGGCCCUAACUGAGUAUAAUAUUUUCAUAUUUCCCUAACUGACUUCAUAAAAUGACUGAAAUUUGUAAUUUCUAUUCAUAAUAUCAAUUUGCCAAGAAACAACUGCAAAAGAUUCAAAGAAAGUCGUCAAAUACCAAAGUAAUGGAUUAAACUCGCAAACUCCAGACAAGGCGGUUAUUAGGAAUUCACAGAUCCGCCAUUUUGUCUAUUGUGAGAUGAAAAGAAUUUACGCAUUUUAUCACGUUUUCCUGAUCUAAAAAAGACAAAAAUGACACAAAUAACAGAUACAACGGGUUUAGCAGAGCUUGCUCAUAGAGAAUAUCAAGCUGGUGAUUAUGAGAAAGCAGAACAACACUGCAUGCAGCUUUGGCGACAAGAACCAGAAAACACAGGAGUCCUCCUUUUACUUAGCUCUAUACAUUUUCAGUGCCGCAGACUGGAUAGGUCAGCAUACUUCAGUCAACUUGCCAUUAAACAGAAUCCCAUGUUAGCAGAAGCAUAUUCAAAUCUAGGCAAUGUAUAUAAAGAAAGAGGACUAUUACCCGAAGCUUUAGAAAAUUAUAGACAUGCAGUUAGGUUAAAACCAGACUUCAUAGAUGGUUACAUAAAUUUAGCAGCAGCGCUCGUUGCGGCUGGGGACAUGGAACAAGCUGUACAAGCAUAUGUGACAGCAUUGCAGUAUAAUCCAGACCUUUACUGUGUACGCAGUGACUUAGGUAAUCUUCUCUAUGCGUUAGGACGUAAUGAGGAAGCCAAGGCAUGCUAUCUGAAGGCCAUAGAGACUCAGCCAAACUUUGCUGUAGCAUGGAGCAACCUGGGAUGUGUGUUCAACAGUCAGGGGGAGAUCUGGUUGGCCAUACAUCACUUUGAGAAAGCAGUGGCGUUGGACCCCAAUUUCUUAGAUGCUUAUAUCAACCUUGGAAAUGUACUGAAGGAGGCCAGAAUAUUUGACAGGGCAGUGGCAGCAUACCUUCGUGCACUGAACCUGAGUCCCAACCAUGCUGUUGUACAUGGUAACCUGGCAUGCGUCUAUUAUGAGCAAGGCCUCAUAGACUUGGCUAUAGAUACAUACAGACGAGCUAUAGAGCUCCAGCCAAACUUCCCAGAUGCUUACUGCAACCUGGCCAAUGCCCUGAAAGAGAAGGGAAAGGUAGCGGAGGCUGAAGAGUGUUACAACACAGCCCUGCGGCUCUGUCCCACACACGCAGAUUCACUAAAUAACUUGGCAAAUAUCAAACGUGAACAAAGUAAUACUGAAGAUGCUGUUGCACUGUACAGAAAAGCUCUGGAGGUGUACCCUGAGUUCGCUGUGGCCCAUUCUAACCUAGCCAGUGUUUUACAACAACAAGGGAAACUUCAUGAUGCCCUCCUACAUUAUAAAGAAGCUAUAAGGAUAGCUCCCACGUUUGCUGAUGCUUACUCCAACAUGGGCAAUCUCCUUAAGGAGAUGCAGGACAACCAGGGAGCAAUGCAGUGCUACACGCGUGCCAUACAGAUCAAUCCAGCAUUUGCAGAUGCUCACAGCAACCUGGCAUCUGUCUAUAAGGACUCUGGAAGUAUCCCAGAAUCCAUUGCAUCCUAUCGUACAGCGCUGAAGUUGAAACCCGAUUUUCCAGAUGCUUACUGUAAUCUGGCACAUUGUUUGCAGAUUGUGUGUGACUGGUCAGACUAUGAAGAAAGGAUGAAGAAACUGGUCCAGAUUGUUGGCGAACAGUUGGAGAAGAAUCGUCUCCCAUCCGUGCACCCUCACCAUAGCAUGUUGUACCCACUUACACAUGACAUGCGGAAAGCCAUUGCGGCAAGACAUGCCAAUCUCUGUUUAGAAAAAAUCAAUGUUCUACACAAGCCACCUUAUGAACACAUUAAAGACUUGAAUGCUAGCAGUGGUAGGUUGAGGAUUGGCUAUGUUAGCUCAGACUUUGGCAACCACCCUACCUCCCACCUUAUGCAGAGUAUCCCUGGACACCAUAACAGAGACAAUGUAGAGAUUUUCUGUUACUCACUCAGUCCUGAUGAUGGCACUGCAUUCAGAGCUAAAAUUGGCAGAGAGGCAGAACACUUUAUUGACCUGUCCAAGAUACCAUGUAAUGGGAAGGCGGCUGACCGAAUUAACGCAGAUGGGAUCCAUAUUUUAGUUAACAUGAAUGGUUACACUAAAGGUGCUAGGAAUGAACUAUUUGCUCUCAGACCAGCUGCAAUACAGGUGAUGUGGCUCGGCUACCCUGGUACUAGUGGCGCCUCCUUUAUGGACUAUAUCAUAACAGAUCGUAUCACAUCUCCUCUAGAACUAUCGGAACACUAUAGUGAAAAACUGGCCUAUAUGCCGAACACUUUCUUCAUUGGUGACCACCAAAACAUGUUCCCACAUAUGAUGGAGCGAGUUGUAAUCGAUACACCAGACGGCAAUAAGGCUGAUAAUGUUUCCGUGCUGAACACAACUAAUCUCCAGUCUAUCAAGGAUAAUAUGGAAAUGUCUGAGAUUAAACAUCCUGUCGUUGUGAGCACAGCUAGUAAUGGAAUACCAAAUGGUGUGGUUGAAAGUCCAAAGAAAACAGAGAUGGUUACCCAGGUGAUAGAGUUGCCAACAACAACAGCAGUAGAACAGAUGAUCUCUAAGGGACAGCCUGUGACAUCACUGAAUGGCAUUGUUGUACAGAAUGGUCUGACUACUAAUCAGACUAACAACAAGGCAGCCACUGGUGAGGAGAUCCCACAACUCCCUCUCAUUACAACACGUCAACAAUAUAACCUCCCAGAGGGCGCAAUAGUUUACUGUAACUUCAACCAGCUAUAUAAGAUCGACCCAGACACUCUGCGUAUGUGGACGAACAUCCUGCGGGCAGUGCCCAAUAGCGUCCUUUGGGUGCUCAAGUUCCCUGCAGUUGGGGAGACGAAUGUCAUUGCAGCUGCUAAAGAACAUGGCAUUGAGCCAUCUCAGAUUGUUUUCUCACCUGUUGCUCCAAAGGAAGAGCAUGUACGUCGAGGUCAAUUAGCUGAUGUGUGUCUUGAUACGCCACUCUGCAAUGGACACACAACAGGAAUGGACGUCCUAUGGGCAGGUACUCCCAUGGUGACCCUUCCAGCUGAAACUCUAGCAUCUCGUGUCGCUGCGUCACAACUGACCACUCUUGGGUGUCCUGAACUUGUAGCCACCUCACGGCAGGAUUACGAGAGAAUCGCCAUCAAGCUGGGAACAGAUCCACAUUACUUGAAAGAUAUCCGAGCGAAGGUGUUCAAACAGAGAACUGAAUCUCCACUAUUUAACACAAAGCUUUACGCUUCCCACCUGGAGAAACUUUACAGAAGUAUGUGGGAGAAAUAUGAACAUGGAGAAAAACCUGAACAUAUAACACAAAUAUAAUCUAGACAAGUCACUAUAAUAUUAAAACCAUUAUUGUAAAAUAUAACUUUCAGAAUGUAGAUUAUAGUUGGUUGUUGGUUUUCAUUGAUUAAAUUCUUGGAUACAGUAUAAUGCACAGUCACAUGUUAAUGUGUCCAACUAGGAAAAUUGACCUUAUUUAAAUUAAGACACUUCUUGUUGCUGUGUAUUGAACUGUAUAUGAAUAACCUGUCAAAAAUACUUGUACAGUGAUUAAUGUAUACAUUAUUAUUUGCAUGCAUGCAUUAGAUAUAAAUGUGUCAAGUCCAUUUGGGACAUGUAGAUUAUUUCAUGGUUCUCUUUGUAUAGUUUUCAUUGAAUUUUUGCUAUUAAUGCAGUGCUUUUGUAAACGAUCCAAUUUAGUCUUCGAAGAAGCCUAGAGAAUAGCUGAUGAGCUCAAAUAAAUAUAAGCUCUGAAUUAAAGAUUUUCUGGAGACUUUAUUUGAGAAGUGAUGAUGUAAAAUAUAGUAGAGUUCUGCACACAUGUACGAUAACAUGUACAGCCAAUUAUUCAGAAUUAUGUGAAUGUGUGCAAAACUGAACUAUUGUGCUGAACUUUGACCUCACCCCUUGGUUGAGUCAGUUUCAUAUAAUAUUUAUUUUUCGCAAUAUAUUGUACAUAAGGAGGAAAUGUCAAUUGUAGAUAUCUAAGUUAUCAUCAAAUACAUGUUUGUAAAUAGAAUCAGUCAUCACCUAUGAGGCCAAGACAAAAUAUUCUUGUGGUUUCUAUGUAUGUAGCUUUUUGAGAAUUAACCAGGAAUCACACAAUAAAUUAGCUUGGCCUUCAGUUUGAAAUCUCAAUGUAAUUCAUAUGAUGUUUAAGGUAGUUCUGCAUUUCAGAAUAAACUGAAAAAAUUGGAAGAUGUCAUUUCAAUGGAAUUUUUUCAACUGUAAUAUGUGUUGUAGAUAUCCAUGUAAAUUUUGAAAAUGUUAAUUUUUCACCAUGUGGAACUACCUUAAUGAGACCUGCUAUUGGGGUAGGUUAAAAAAUUUAGUCAUAAUUUAAUCUGCAAGUCUUCGCAGAUUUUGAAACCAAGAUAAGCCUAGAGUCUAGGAUAAAGUAGUCUUAUAGUCAGCAUUAUGCUUUAUGAACUUAUUUAUCCUGGAAUUUUUGUUCAACAUAUUGGGUUAGAUUAGUUUGAGCUUUGUAUAUAUAUCCAUAUAAAAGCAAGUUAACGUUCAGGAUGUGUCAUGAGCUUUGGUUUGUUGGUCAGUGACCACUUUUGCCAUGGACUUGUUUUGGAACAUGCCAUCAGGGUCAGAAAAUAAACAGGGGGUGACCAUUGGCUUGAUGCAAGACUUGUUGAUAUAAAGUACCGGUAUGUCUUAUGACACACCCUGAUUUCCCUAGGUGUACUGUAUAAAACUAUCUGUACUGAUGCUCUAUGUGUAUUGUGCAAGGUUCUAUGUACUGUUUGAUUCUAUAUGUGUACUGUAGGCUGUUAUAUGUGUAUUGAUCCAGAUGCACAUUCUUGUCGUGUAUAAUAUGUGACAACAUGCUGUACAAAGUACUUAUCCAGAUUAUUCAAAUUUUAUUUAAUUUUCUCUCUUCUAUGUUUGAAUUAUAAAUGGCUAGAUCAUUUUAGUAAGAAUGAAGUGGCUGAUUUUGGUAUAUGUGGAUUUAAUCCUAAAGCAACAUGUGUUGUAUGUUAUUAUUAUUAUGUAGAAUCAGUCUUUAUUAAGGUGAAUAAAGGAUAUUUAUGAAAUGGA